This is a messenger RNA of Pelagomonas calceolata, 1495 nucleotides long. Lineage: Eukaryota; Pelagophyceae; Pelagomonadales; Pelagomonadaceae. The record is from the annotation of a GenBank genome assembly.
UGGAUAUCCGCGCGUCUCGCGCGUCUCGCGGCGACGCAGCGCUGCCAGUCUUGGAGCCGGUCGUGGGGCAGCCGGAAGCCAGCCCAGUGGAGGAACUACCCGCGCCGGUGUUGGGAGUGGUCGUGGGCGAGGGAAUGGAGGCCGCGCCGCGGGGUCAGGAAAUGGAGCGCGCCAACGAGGGAACGGCACGCGGCUCAAUCGAGUCCCUCGGGCGCUGGAACGAGAAGGACGACGACCCCGCGAUGCCCAUCAAGAUGCGGGGAGACGUGCGCGUCGCCCUCGUAAAGCUCGUCGACGAGCUCGUGCAGAACGGCGCGUCGAGUGGCAUUCUUGCAAUCAGGGGCUGGUACAUUUCCUGGUCCGCCAGCCCGGACGACACGAGCUACCAGCGGCACGGAGUAUACGAAUCGCGCGAGCCUGCCGGCGAGGCAGGCGCAACGGAGGCGGACGAUGAGGUGGCGAGGCUGAAAAAAGCCCUCGCGGCGGCGGAGGCGCUGAAGAGGGCGGCGGAAGAGGCGAAGAGGAGAGCCGAGAACGCAACCCGCUUCGCCGACUUCGAGGGCGUCACGCUGCCGAGCGGAGGCGAGUGCGAGUGGCGAGUAGAUGGCGAUUACGUGUACCGAUUUGGAGGCUUUAUGUCGGUCUACCGCGUCACGCUGCCGAGCGGAGGCCUCGACCCGGACAAGUGGGCCGGCCGCCCGCCGCCGCUCGCGCCGGCGGACCUCUACACCGGCCCGCGGAGCGACCGCCUGCUGAGCACGGGCGAGAUCUCGGGCGAGUACUCGGCCCCGUGUGAGGGUAGGGAAUGCUGCAAGUGUGAUAAUUGCGAGAUUUGCAGGUUGAUGACCGUGGUCCCGCUCGGGGCCGACGUGAUCGAGACGUGGAGUACGAGCUGUUUAUUUUGUAAAUGCCCGCCCGGGGAACCGGUGUAUUUUCUCGGGCCGAUAGUAGCAGGCGAGGUCCGGACGCGCGACCCGGGCACCAAUGCCUUCGGUGGCAUGACUUUCUCGGCCCGCGGAACGGCCAGCGGUGGCUACAAAAAACGCCCAGGCUCGCAGAAGCGGACCUUCCAAAAGGUCGAGACGAGGGACCUCGCGGGCACCUGGUGCGGCUGCCUUUGCAUUCCGAAGUGCAAUUGGGUGUUUACUACGUUCUUAUUCUGCACUAGGAAGAAGGCGCUCGACGAGGACCGGUACGAGGAGUCGGGACUCGGUUGUGCUCUGGGUUUGCCGAUCCCCAUUUCCGGAACACGCACGCGGGUAUACGUGAACGGCCUCCCGACGAAUAGGUUCGACGGCGGCUACGAUUGUUGUGGUAAAUACAUCAUCCACCGGUAUCGCGACCCCGGCUGCGCCGGCGGCGCCGAUUUCAGCCGGGGUCAUCCACCCGCCGGCAGCUCUUCAUUCUUCGCGAAGAAGCUCUGCUAGCCCACCCCGUCUAUAUAUGUCCUUUCCUUUAGGAUAUUCCUCAGGCUUCCUUAACUUGAAUUAUUUAU